AUGGAAAGGGAGGAAGUUCAGCAGAUGCAUGAUGUUAAGACAUGGAUUAAAAAUUCACUAGGGUUAUCAAGGAAUUUCCGUGUGAAAGAUAUCCAUAUUCGAGAAGCGAACGUCACUUUAACAGGUGGCGCCGACAUAUCCAUUGGACCAACUGAAACGGAUUGCGUCUGGAUUGAAGCUAAGAAAAGAAAAGAGGAUUUUAAAAAAGGUCAAGCCAUGGGAGAAUUGUUAUUAUUAGAUAAACUCAAUCCUAUAAAUUCGAUGACUGUCUUGACGGAUUGCAAUGAUAAUUGGAAUGUUUUCUUUUUCGUGAAGGUAGGAGAUAAGAAUGAAAAAUGCAUAGUAAAAUCUAAAAUUGGUGACCGUGGUAUUGCCUUGGCGGUAAUUAAACUGUUUGUACUUGAAGAGGGAAACAACCUUUUUAAUUGGUUAGGAUGGGAUGUUGAAUAUCAAGUAAAAGUCGACUUACCUGCACCUCUUCAAAAGAGAACGAAGUUUUUCGAACAUAUACCUGAAGCUUAUAAUGAAGACAGAAUAGCUGACAUUGUUGGUGACAUGUCAAGACAGGAAUUAUUCAAUAUGGAUAUUCGCAGAGGGUUAAAGAUGUUAAGAAACUUAUGUAGAUUAGAUGAACAACCACAAAUAGAUCGACUUAUUAGACAGUUUAGUGAUGAUUAUGAAGAUCCACCACCACUGAUGUAA
Messenger RNA from Acaulospora morrowiae, 702 nucleotides. NCBI's taxonomy places the organism in Eukaryota, Fungi, Glomeromycota, Glomeromycetes, Diversisporales, Acaulosporaceae. The record is from the annotation of a GenBank genome assembly.